Messenger RNA from Seminavis robusta, 1578 nucleotides. NCBI's taxonomy places the organism in Eukaryota, Bacillariophyta, Bacillariophyceae, Naviculales, Naviculaceae. The record is from the annotation of a GenBank genome assembly.
AUGGCGACGGCACCAACCCCCACUUCGAAUGCCAUUGUGGGCUCCGAGUCGGCGGUUCCAACGCUGCGAGUGAUGCGACUGCAGAGUCCCGAUCUGUAUCAGCCUUAUGCAGGAUCGUUUGAGCAUCGGUUCAGUCUCGGCACGGCCAUGUGUUUGCCAGAUUCAUUGGGAGUGGUCUAUGUUGGUGAAACAUUCACGGCCUACCUGGGAGCUCUCAAUGUCUCCAAAGAUCUUCCUGUACGGAAACUUACCGUGUCUGCUCAGCUACAGACACCCAGUCAACGAUACAGAAUCCCAUCUCGUCUAGAUGCUGGCAAUGCCGGAGGCGGCGUCGACGUUCCUCCCGAACAGGGUAUCGACGCCAUUGUUUCGUAUAAAUUGGAAGAAGCAGGCAGUCACAUUUUACGCGUCGAAGUCGGAUACGCCACCAUGGAUGGUAAUGUCAAGACGUUUCGGAAAUUUUAUCGCUUUCAAGUCACCGAUCCACUCGCGAUUUCCGCCAGUACACUGCGAGCGACCGAACACGGCGUCCUCGUCAGUGUGGCGGUACAAUACACGGCACCCACCGACAAGGCCAGUAGCAACAAUUCCGUAUUGUCGGCCACCAGUGGAUUGGUCAUUCGGGUCGCCGAGUUUGUUCCUGCCGAUGGAUUGCAAGUGGAACGGAUUGGGACUGAAACGAGUAGUUGUUCUUCAAUGACGACAAGUCCUCCAGCCAAUGGCGAGCAGCGUCUCAGUGCCGUCCAAUUGUUGGAUCAAUCGGGACGAUUGGAACCGGGCAAUUCCUUUCAAUACCUGUUCCAAGUCAAGACGGAAUCCCGGAAUGCAUCGAUUCGUGGCAUUGCCGCCGGUGAUGAAUUGGGAAAGGCCGUCUUUACGUGGAGCAAAACCAUGGGUGAAACGGGACGCAUUGCCUCACCCACCAUUCGAUGUCCCGAAUCAUUGGAUAUGGGCAAACUACGGGUUUUGGUAGGAGCCGCUGCCGGAACUGAUGCCAAUAAGGAUACUGCUGCCAAUGCUACACAACAACCCACAGACGAAGGAUCCUUUCUCAACGAUCGCGAUUUUGUCGUAAAGGGCAGUGGAUUGUCCGUCGAUGUCGCUGCUGCCGCUGCCAAACGGGCAGCGGCCAAUGGUGUGUUGCCCUUUCAAGCCAUUGAUCAAUUGUUGCCCGUCACGGUGGAACCCAUCGAACCACUACCCACACGGAUGCAACUGGCCGUACCACACGAAAUUCAGUUGCUUGUCAUGAAUCAUACAUCCAAUCCACUGUCUUUGCAACUUCAGUUCCGACUGGACAAACAGCAAGACGAAGGACUGCUCGUGUGCGGACGAAGUUUUAAAACGUUGGGAGAAUUGGGACCACAAGGUGGAUGCACCGUGGUGACUAUGCGCAUCACGGCCGUCUCGACGGGAUUGCUCCGAUUGCAGGGAUGCUACAUUGUGGAUCUUACCACAGAUCGAGAAAUUCCACAACCGCCCUUGAUGGAUGUUUACGUGGAUCAAAACAGUGGACAAGAUCACGUGGAUAUUCACAAUAGCCAAUCGGGCAGUAUUGAAAUUGUAGCGGCGUCGUAG